AUGCCUCCUGCGCAACCUGGUGUUAUAGAGAGCGCUAGUGGUGCAGCAGCUACCUGCUUUGGCGAAGAGGAGCUAUCGCCUUCUUCGACAGCAUGCUUCCCCGAUCCUCCUCAUUUGGACAGGUCCAAGUGUUCAGGAGGUACAGAAGCUGACCAGAAGCACGCCACCGCCCCUCUGCUAGCUGCCGAGGAAUUGCGGUGCACGCACUCUGCCUCAAGCGACAGACCGCAAACGGAGUUCGUAGAAGAGGCCGCCCUCUCCUCUGGAGCCGCAGCUGGCAGGGAAGAGGAAAAUGAAACUGAAAAGUCCGCUCCAGAAGUUAAAAGGCACAGAACGGCAACAAGCCCACAGCUAAGAUCCGCGUCUGCCAACUUUCGAGCUGCGCACGAGCGCCUGCAAUCCACUUUAGACGCAGCCGAGUGCAGCCACCCAGAGCAUUCCCUAGACGCUGCACUCGACACCCACCAAACUGCCGCGUUGCAUCUGCAAGGAGACUCAGGGUGUCCUUUGGAUUCCCAGGAGCUCGCCACCUUGUUCGAAGACUUGGAGGCUGCUGAUGAGGGUCGAGAUUGCAGUUUUCCAGCAUCUCUUCCCGGAGCGAACGGCGGGGGAACAAGGUGCAGCCAUCCCCCCGCAGUCCCCGUUGACGCUGCUGCAUACACUUCGUUGCUCGGCGGCAGUUUGAGCGGUGCAGGAGCGCGUCGGAGCGAGCAAGCUUCCAAACCCGCCACUUGCUACUCUCAGCAGCAAGCAGCAGCCUUGUUUUGUCUCAGCGAACAGCUGCUCAGACAGGAAGCAGCGGCUGGCCGCCUGACGGUGCGGGAGCAGCCUAACCCCCACAGCAGCUCUUUCAGACCCAUGAGGCUGUACGACGCAAAGGAGGUCGAAGAUUUAGCAGUGCAGAUUUGGGGGUCCCUAGAAGGCGCCCGUGCAGCAAGGGAACGCAGGAUUGAAGAGCGCUGGCAGAGAAAGAAAAGGGGAACCGUGCCGCAGCCUUUCACUGCGGCUGCCAAAAGGAAAAGAAAAGGACUUGCCGCAGUGCAGGAGGAACAGGCACAGCUGCAGGCAACUGAGCUUUACGUGUGUAGACAACCGGCCCGGAGAGACACGGAAGCCAAGUGGGAGAAAGUGUGA
This is a messenger RNA of Cyclospora cayetanensis, 1134 nucleotides long. RefSeq lists its product as uncharacterized. NCBI's taxonomy places the organism in Eukaryota, Apicomplexa, Conoidasida, Eucoccidiorida, Eimeriidae. The transcript is spliced from 2 exons. Bases 1 to 1134 code for a protein of 377 amino acids. The record is from RefSeq and is a predicted model, not a curated record.